UAACACUCGUAAAACGUCAGUGAGCGACCGCGAAUCAAUGUGAAUGAUUGUCGAUUGACUUAUUGUGUUUUUGUUGUAAAAAUCAGUGUUUGGAUAAUGAAAGUUAAAAAACGUAGUUGCUGAUGAUAUUUCGUGAAUGGACGAAAGCCACGCGACCUGAAUUUCUGAAUAUAAUAUGACCACUUGGAAAACAGAAUUGGAGAACCGUAACAUCGCUGUUUCCAUGAGAAAGUCUGUGGAGAAUCUAGUGAUAUCGUCACAAGAUGCUAUCGGACAGAGCAUCAGUCAGGCUCUCAGCUUCUCCGGAGUGGUCACCAAUGCAACGGCCACACUACAGGAAAAUAAAAAUGUGUCUCGCUCACCCUCCCCGUCCCUGCGGCAUGCGGAGAGUUCCCUGGACUUUGUGGACAAUGACAGAAAGAGUGACGUGAGCGACACGUCCCAGGUGCCGUCCGUGGCGGGGGACGUGGCGCUCGGUCUAGACGCAGCUAGUCUCCUGAUUAAGGAUGUCAAGGCGGCCUCGCCCAGCUCCAGAGGUGAUCAAGUGAGGUCCAAGAAGAAGAGCUGGUACAACUCGCUGUACCCCACAUACAAGAGCAAGUGUGACGAUUUCAAGAGACUCUUCAAGGAACUGCCGGAUGAUGAGAGACUUAUAGUCGACUACUCGUGCGCCCUCCAGUGCGACAUCCUGGUGCACGGUCGCCUGUAUGCCUCUCAGCGGCACCUGUGCUUCCACGCCAACAUCUUCGGCUGGGAGAAGGUCCUGAUGCUGAGGUGGACAGACGUCACCGCCAUCACCAAGGAGAAAACGGCCAGGGUCAUACCCAACGCGAUCCUGAUCUGCACGGAGACCGAGAAGAACUUCCUGGCGUCCUUCACGGGCCGGGAUAAGGCCUACCUCAUGCUGUUCAGGAUCUGGCAAAACGCGCUCAUGGACCAGCCCAUGUCCAGCCACGAGAUACUGCAGCUGGUGCACGCGUGCUACGGAGCCGAGCUGGGCUUCGACUCGGACGAGGACGCUCACGACGCCCAGGACCCGCAGGACCCGAACGAGCAGAACGUCGACGUGUCCGAGGAGGCCGUGGACUCCUCGUCCAUGGAGGCGGCGGAGACGAGAGCGACGCCCUAUCAGACCGUGACUAAUGGUAACGCGGAGUUCCGCGAGGAGGCCGGGGACGUGCUGCCCACCGACAUGUCCGACAGCAGCGACAGCGAGCCCGAGAAACACAACAGUAACGGUGAGGAUGAGAAGUGCACGUCCUCCCACGAGGGCAAGCUGCUGCUGCAGCAGGAGUUCCCCAUCAACAUCGACCAGCUGUUCACGAUGAUCUUCACCAACUCCAAGUUCAACCUGGAACUGCUGGCGGCCAGGGACACCUCCGACUAUGUCCAGAACCCCUGGCAGCCUCAGAACGGCCUGAAGUGUCGUCAAGUGAGUUACACCCUGGGACUGACCUCGGGACCCAUGGGACCCAAGGAGGUGCAAGUGACGGAGACACAGGUGAUGAACAGGUGCAGUAAGCCGGGAGUGCUGUACUCCAUCGACUGCAGCAACGAGAACGCCGGCAUUCCGUACGCGGACUACUUCAGCGUGGAGGCGCACUACUGUCUGAGGAGGAGAGGGGACCGCACCGCGCUGGAGCUGUACGGAUACGUCAACUACAAGAAGACCAUGUGGCCGCUCAUCAAGGCCUUCCUGGAGAAAAACGCCAUGUCCGGCAUAGAGGAAUUCGCCCGCUUGUUGGAGAGCCGCCUGAUGGCCGCCGCCCGGCCCGUGCGCCCAGCCCGCCCGCCGCCCGCCCUACAGGCGCGGUCACGACGACGCAGGAGAGGAGACGUGACUCCGCUGGGAACAUUAUCUGCGGCGACGACCCUGCCGGCAGGGGGGUCCGCGGCCGCCAGCGGAGCCCCCGCGGGCCGCGCGGGGACCUGGCUCACGGCCGCCUUGCUGGUGCUGCUGGCCCUCAACGCUCUGCUAUACUGGAGGCUGUACCACGCGGAGAGGAGGAUUGACUUGGAACACUUACACACCAGGAUGAACACUCUUAGUGAGUCUCAGGCGGCGUCAUGGGCGCGCGCCCUGGAGUCCCACUCGGCGCGGCAAAGAGGUCAGCUGAUGGCGUGGCGCUCUGCCCUCGACCGGACCGUCACGCAUCUCCUGCAGACCGAGCAGGCUCUCAAGUCGUUGUUGGAGACGAUCAAGCCCGCGCUCGAGAAGGCGGACGGAGACACGGAACCCCGGGACGAGCUGUGAGCGGCGGCGGGCGGUGACGUCACGGGUGCUGUGACGUCAUCACACGCACGACACGACACCGCGCGUCGUCACGAUGGGAGGAUUGUCUUCGUACAAAUAACAUACAUACAUACAUCGUUGUACUUAAGUUAAUGUCGGAUGGCCGCGAGACUUUCACGGACGGCGCGGCUCCCGGCGGCGUGCGAGGAGACAUGAUCAUAUGGAAACAGAUUCAUCAGAGAUGGAUCGUUGGUAGAUGGGAGAUAGUCAGUAGUGUACAGGACGGAGCGCGCGGGAGGGGAGCCGGGCUGGUCGGGGGACGCGAUGGCUGGAUUCCAUUCCAAUAAUUUUGUAAAUAGUUAAACAUAGAUAAAGAUGUACUUUAUACAUUCGUGAUUUAUAUUUAUACAGAGGAAUAAAAAUAUUCAUAUCAACAUCGGUUGGAACCUAACCGUCGUUUUAAUAUUAGUUACUAACUCUAACACAGCGGCGCACUGCGGCAGGAGCCCGCGCCUGCUGCACAGACCGCGGUCUGGAACGUGUUAACUCACCAGCUUUAUGACUUGCAACUCACAUCUCACUCAAUAUUUUGUCCCGGAGCUGUGAGUAAACUACCUCUUACCCUUAUCACCAGUGUCCAUCAGCACACUCUAUACGGCGAGUUUAAAGUUUUUCAUUCAUAACCUCCGUCGCUGCCUUCUCUGUGAUACUUUAUGACGGACCGAGGCCACGCUCCGUGUGUGUGUGGGUCGUGGCGAGCGUACGUCUCCGGUUCCGUGUGCCGGAUAUCGUCUGGGCUUUACGCCUGCUAGUAGGGUCUCUGCGAGAUGUUUGAUGUCAUUGACCUUAUCCUCUUGUAAUCCAUCAUAACACAGCGCGUUCCUGUUUCUGCGCGUCCUCGUCAGUGAUGAACUCAGUCCGGUGUGUUUUUCUCAUUAACAUCAGAUUUAGUACCGCCAAGUCGUAUUUUCUGACCGCACAACACGCGCUGAAUGUUCCUCUCGGUCACGCGAGGCCGUGCACCAAGUCUCCAGUCUUCUAAGACUGCAAUAACGUUGUUGAAUUUAAAGAAUAUUGAUCGAUGUUAGCGUAGGUAGACUAAUUAUUGUGACGUAAGUCGUAUCCACGUGUCGGUGCUGAUCAUGUUGCUAGUAUCGCGUCACCCUGCAUCCGGCGCCUGGAGCUGUCCGGCGGGUUGCAGCUGUCGGUGGCAGACGAGCGCGUUCGAGGAUCAGUGGAUCUUGCCAAAGUUUGUGAUGUUUUGUGUGCGAGUCGAUCGAAGCACAAAUCCCAGUAGGUACUAGGUUAACAUAAGUUAGACGAAAUCUAUUCUCAGUAUUGAAUAAAAUAUUUUAAUUUAA
Danaus plexippus (monarch butterfly) is the source of this 3594-nucleotide messenger RNA. RefSeq names its product protein Aster-B-like. The transcript is spliced from 17 exons. Bases 176 to 2254 code for a protein of 692 amino acids. Lineage: Eukaryota; Metazoa; Arthropoda; Insecta; Lepidoptera; Nymphalidae. The record is from RefSeq and is a predicted model, not a curated record. Gene Ontology annotation, biological process: intracellular sterol transport. Gene Ontology annotation, molecular function: sterol transfer activity; sterol binding. Gene Ontology annotation, cellular component: endoplasmic reticulum membrane; plasma membrane; endoplasmic reticulum-plasma membrane contact site.